Molecule: messenger RNA, 1607 nt
Organism: Limulus polyphemus (Atlantic horseshoe crab)
Lineage: Eukaryota; Metazoa; Arthropoda; Merostomata; Xiphosura; Limulidae
Product: CAAX prenyl protease 1 homolog
Exons: 11
Coding region: 74-1432 (452 amino acids)
Biological process (GO): CAAX-box protein processing
Cellular component (GO): endoplasmic reticulum membrane
Molecular function (GO): metalloendopeptidase activity
Source: RefSeq, a predicted model, not a curated record
GAUUUCAAAAAUUCUAGAGUGAAAGCGCUUCUUUUAUUGCCCAACGGUGUUUUACACAGUACGUUUGUGGAAGAUGGAGUGGGGAUUGGUAACUUUAAAUAAAUUAGCGACCACUUUUAAACCAUAUUGGUCUGAAAAUGGGAUAUUUAUCUUUAUACUCACGUUUUUGUGGAUAGUAUAUUUUUGGGAGAAUUAUCUUUCAUAUAGACAGCACAAGGAAUACAAAAAUGCUGCAUCUGUACCUCCUGAGCUGGCAGGUGUUAUUGACUCAGAAACCUUCGCUAAAGCAAGGGCUUAUCAGUUGGACAAAAGUUAUUUUGGAUUCUGGGCAGGACUUUGGGAUCAAUUGGAAAACACUGUGAUUCUUGUGUGUGGUGGAAUACCAUUCCUGUGGAAGGUAGCAGGUAAUAUUUGUGCCCAUUAUGGAUUUAAUCCAGAUUAUGAGAUCAUUCAAACAGUAAUGUUUUCAAUUUUGGGAUCAGUGUUCUCAUCUGUUGUUAGUUUACCGUGGGUCAUAUAUAGGGUAUUUGUUUUGGAAGAACGACACGGUUUCAAUAAACAGACUCCAGGAUUUUUCAUCAAGGAUCAGAUCAAAAAGUUUAUGGUUACUCAAUAUCUGUGGCUUUUUUGUUUUGUGGUCUCUCUAGUACUGAUGACUAUUUAUCCAGAUUUUAUUGCUCCCCUUUUUGACAAGUUCACUCCUCUUCCCGAAGGAGAAUUGAGGACACAGAUUGAAGCAUUGGCAGCUAGUAUAGACUUUCCUCUGAAAAAACUCUUCAUUGUUGAAGGAUCUAAGAGGUCAUCUCAUAGUAACGCUUACUUCUAUGGUUUCUACAAAAACAAAAGAAUUGUUCUCUUUGAUACGCUUGUUGAAGACUACAGUCCUUUAAAUGAAGAUAGCAACAAAAGUGAAACUAGUGAAGAGGAGAAAGACAAAGAGACAGUUGAAGAAACCGAGAAGAAACCAAAGAAAACUGGUUGCAAUAAUCAAGAGGUUUUAGCUGUCUUAACUCAUGAAUUAGGUCAUUGGCAGUUCAGCCAUACCACUAAAUAUUUGGUAAUAUUUCAGGUAAACCUUUUCCUAAAUUUCCUGGUGUUUUCCAUGCUGUACAAGAGCCAGAUUUUGUAUGCUGCUUUUGGCUUUAAGAUGGAAAAACCUGUUUUUAUUGGACUACUUAUCAUUUUCCAGUAUAUCUUCUCUCCAUAUAAUGAGCUUCUGUCCUUCCUCUUGAAUGCCUUAAGUAGAUAUUACGAGUUCCAAGCAGACGCAUUUGCAAAAGCAAAGAACAAAGCAGCAGAUUUACGAAGUGCCCUCAUCAAACUGAAUAAAGACAACCUUGGUUUUCCUGUUGAUGACUGGCUCUUCUCUGCUUGGCAUCAUUCCCAUCCACCACUGCUUCAAAGAGUCAGAGCUCUAGGGAAAAUCGACUGAUUUUUGAACUUCAAAAACACGAACCAGUGUUUAAGAUUAAAAUCAUCUUGCACAGUUUUGGAUUACUUUAAGUUUAAAUUAUUAUUUUAGGAGAAACAGAAGUUUUGCUGGUUUCAGUGUAUACAUAAAAAUUGUGCUAAAGUCAAUAAAGUUUUGGCUCAUUACUUUAUUAUCA